Molecule: messenger RNA, 4390 nt
Organism: Lates calcarifer (barramundi perch)
Lineage: Eukaryota; Metazoa; Chordata; Actinopteri; Centropomidae
Product: skin secretory protein xP2
Exons: 13
Coding region: 261-1418 (385 amino acids)
Biological process (GO): T cell extravasation; homotypic cell-cell adhesion; positive regulation of neutrophil extravasation
Source: RefSeq, a predicted model, not a curated record
UAAUAAAGACUGGACCUCUCUUUUUCAAUUCAGACAAAAGGAGAGACGGAUCUGCGGCGGCGGCGCGCACUGAGCCGAGCAUCUGAGCACCUUGGAGACGCCACUGGUUUGAUCAGACGCGCAGGAACGCACCGGCACACCGACACACACACGCCCUCCAGAUCCACCUGAAACCCCCGCGCCGGUUAGUUGUCCUGUUUGAAGGCCGAGGAAAAGGAGACCGAGUCCCGGUUCAUUUGCAGUCAGUACACCGUGUUCCCAUGAUGUCAUACCUGUGGAUUCUGCUAUUAGGAAGCCUGCUGGCUACCAGCGCCAAGGCACAAGAUGAUCCAGCCCCAACGGAGGGGGCUCCUGAGACGGCAGUGGACCCUAAGGAAGCAGCAGUGCCAGAGGAAAACACGGAACCUAAUGCUGACGAGGGACCUGAAAAUGGAGCAGAGGAAAUAUCACCAACAGUGAGUGAUCCUGACCCCACUGCAGCUGAGGAGCAAGUGACCCCUGCAGGUGGAGAUGCAGAGGAGACGACACCUGCAUCUGAGGAUGCAGAAGCAGCACUGCCUGCAGCAACUCCUGCAGCCGAGGACUCAGAAACAGCAGCUCCUGCAGCAACUCCUGCACCCGAGGACGUGGAAGCAACGACUCCUGCAGGUGGGGACGCAGAGGCAGCAGCUCCUGCAGUGACUCCUGCACCCGAUGACGAAGAAGCUGCGACUCCUACAGCUGAGGACGCAGAAGCAGCAGCUCCUGCAGCAACUCCUGCACCCGAGGACGCGGAGGCAACGACUCCUGCAGCCGGGGACGCAGAAGCAACAACUCCUGCAACCGCGGAUGGAGCUACUCCUGCAGCAUCAGACACAGAGGCUGAAGCAGCUACAACAACUCAAGAACCAACAGUUGCUCCAGAGGUUAAGGAUCCAGAGAAAGAGGAGGAACCUACUGCAAGUGUUGAUACCACACCCACUCAGGAGAGCGUGCCUGUUGCUGUAGAAGAAAAACCAACGGAUCCAGCUGCUGAUACAAAACCAGAGGAAAAAGAGGAAAUGACAGUCCCUGUCCCUACAAUUAAAGAAGUUGUUGCGGAGAGGGACAGUGCAGGCUUGAAUAAGGCUGUGCCAGAACAGAGUGGAGUGGACAACCAGCCCCAGCCAGGAAACGGGGGCAGUCCUGGGGCACAUGCUGCUGAGGCCACAGGAGAGGACAAGCCUAAGGACCAAGGCAGCUCUGGCUCCUUAGCAGGCAUCCUGUCUGGAAUUGUUUUGGCUGCUGUGGGAUCAGUCUCUGGAUACUUUGCCUAUCAGAAGAAGAAACUCUGCUUCAGUAAUAGACAGGAAGCGGACCCAGAAGCUGCACGCAAAGCUGAUGCAACUGAGGCUCAGUCAGAUCCCCAGGUCCUUAGCACUCUGCUGAAGUCCUCCUAGACCAGCAAUGAUCACAUGACUGUCUGAACCAACUACAGUCAAGCAAAGUGGCAAUCUCACUGUUAGGCUCUGUCCUAUGUAGAGCUAAAUUACUGUGAGGCCCCAGAGUAGGGCUGUGUGUGUGUGUGUGUGUGUGUGUGUGUGUGUGUGUGUGAGAGAGAGAGAGAGAGAGAGAGCAUAUGUAUGUUCAUCUGUGUGAGUGCAUAUAUGUGGGGGGGAGGAGUUAGAUAAGAAAAAGCAAAUAAAUAUCCUGUAUGUGAAACAUAGGUUUUAUGAUUGUUACAGUAGGAGUUUAUUGAAAUGAUUGGUCAAAUUUUCUACUUUAAACCAAAUCCAAAAACUUUUUUUUUUUUUUUCCAGAGGGGCCAUUAAAGAGAUUAAAUCUCAAAUUAACUAUAACCAUGAAAUGGCUAAUUUAUAGAUAUAUCUUUUUUAUUUUUAUUUGUAUGGCUACCAUAUAGCUAUCUAGUUCUAGUAAUUCAGUGUGACUAUAGUCCAGUGACAGAUGUGGAUGUUGUAGAAGUUCAACUUUGUACUGAAUUCUUACAAGUGGAAUUUUUUUUUCCAUAAUCUGUCAUUGUUUGAGCCAUCCAUAUGAUUUCAAAAUCCACUGGCAACCAUGUCACUUAAAUCAAACAUAUUUUUCAUUUCCAAUACGAUUGCCUGCGGUACAAAUGCAGGGUAGAUGGAUAACAGGGGGCUUCAAUAACUACCACUGUGUUUCCUGGAUUCUGGCGAGGAAUAAUAGUAUAGGGUUAUAAAGCUAGGAUUCUGGGGAUGCUUUUAAAUGGUCCAAACUGUGUUAAGAGGGCCACUGAUGUCACUGUAUGUGUGUGCGUGUUUGUGUGUGUGUGUGUGUGUGUGUGUUUUUUUUUUUUUUUUUUUUUUUUGAUUGGUGAAGGGGCUUAGAUUUAAAUCCUGUUGGGUCACCACCACUUCUCCUCAGAAUGUUCAAUAUAUUAAAUGGAGAUCAGUGAAAUUUAGAAUUAAACACUCAAAAAUCCAAUUGAAAUGCAAUGUACAUAAAAAUUGAUUCAAAACAUAUACAUUUAUUUACCAAUACCCAAUAAUUUCAAAAUUUACUGAGGUGAGUUGAAGUGAAGUCCAGUCCAACCUUGUGAGUCUUUACCUGACAUGAACACAUUCAAAAGAGAUCAUGUAGUAUAGUAUUUGACAUUGUUCUGAUGUAGUAUGUGUCGGUCUAGUUGUGAUGCAGUAAUUUCUUCUCUAGAGUGCCUUUCACUGACACAGCCUGGCUUGACCAAUUUAUAGACACACAGAAGAGAUCUGGAAUAUUAACAGUGAAAACAGGCAAAAUAGAUGAAUGUAUCAAAAAUAUAUAUCGUAGAAUGAAAAUUGAGGAAUGUAUUUACAAAAUGAUUUUAUCAAUUCAUAAAUUAUAAUUUUGGUGGUUGAAAAUCCUGACUUUGAAGUGCUUGUGCAUGUGAAAAUGACAUUAUUGUACAUAAUCGUGACAGCUACAUCAUAUCUGUUCACAGUGGGCCAGUUUGCUGUUUUAUUUCCAGUACUUUUUUGACUGAUAUCGCAUCCCACACUGUUUUAACAGCCUCGGUUAAUUUCAGUGGUAAAAAUCUCCUCAUUGUGUGUCUCUUUAUUUGAGCAAGCCGGUUGCUGUCACAGUGUUUUUGUAUCAUUCAUAUUUCCACCAUUCACCUGUGAUUUUUAUAUGAAUUUAAUGUUUAGCAGUGGUGCCUCAGAGCUGACACAGAUGAUCUUUAGUCAACUUGUUUGCUGUGGUAUUUUGUGAUUAUUAUUGUGAAAUGCCAAAACAGCGCUACUGCAGUUAAAAAAGAAAAAAAAAGCCCAACCCUUUUCUGUUUCCUUUUGCCGCUGUAGCACAAAAAAUAUUAACGUCUGAAUGUCUUUUUGUUGCCUUGCAGUUUUGUACUUGCUCUGCUCCCUUUAAAAAUAGGGUUAUAGAGGUUGCAUAGUGCUGCAGUUCAUGUUAAGUGUGUUACUUGUAAAGCACCAUAUAGCUGCAAUACAGGACAGAGACUGUUUCUAACAGCCUAGCCUCAAGCUGAGAAAUAUUAAUAGUCUGUGAUGUUACAUAUCAGUUAAUUCUACUGUAUGAACUGUGGACUGGACACCGGGUCAAAACUCUGUUUGAAUUGCCUUUUUAUCCUGUAAUCUGUGAUAGAGUUUCUCUUGACACACUGAAUAAAUGGAUAGUGUGUCUGAAAUCUCUUACUACAUCUGUUACAUUGGAGUGAUAAUGCACAAAACACCCACUAAAUAGAACAAGCUUUCAGAAAUAGCCACCGAUGCCUUCCUCCAUUUAAUGCGGUUCUUUGUGCGCUCCCAUGAGUGCAACAGGAAUCUGCAAAAGCACUUGCUGCCCUGCAGUGCACAAUCAGAAACCUUACUGGGAUUGAUUUGAUGUGAAGGAGACUGAAACAACAAUAAAUCUCUUAAAAUGGAACAAGGACUCCUUGUGUUUUAAACAUUAUGGUCCACUCUACAUUUAGUCCCAAGCAGUCAGAUUCCUUGAAAACACAAACUAUUGGAGCAUAGCAUCCAAACCAGAAUGUAAACCAAGGGAAUCGUCAACUUAUUGGGGCCCGAAGUGCACUUCCCAGAUAACGCUAGGGCAUCAGUCAUGGCGCUGACCAGUCCUGCCUUAUACCACCUCUUGAAUAUCCCAGAGAGGAAAAACAAUGUCAUCAUUGGUGAGAGACGGUGAAACAAGCAGAGAUGUUUUGCAGGUGAUUUUAAUAACAAUCUCUAUGGGAGAAGCACUUUCCUAUCCUGUAUACAUCUUGAUUCAUUAAACAUAUUUAGACAAUUCAUUUUUGAUUUAGACUAGUGUAAGACUUCCUUUUUAUUUAAAUAUUCUGUGUUUUUAUUUUGUGUAAGAACUGUCUUCUUCAUUUUUGUCAUCUGGCACUUGUGUUGUUCUUCUGGAAUUGUGCAAAUAAUGUUUGAGGAGUCAAUUAAACGUUUUCGUGGGA